UCCUAGGUAAGAAUGGGAACCAGAGUAUAUAUUGGACAUUUGUCUUACCAUGCCAGGCAGAGAGACGUGGAGAGGUUCUUCAAGGGGUACGGAAGAAUCAGGGACGUGAUGCUGAAAAAUGGUUAUGGUUUUGUUGAGUUUGAUGACAGCAGGGAUGCCGAAGAUGCAGUGUAUGAAUUGAAUGGGAAAGAACUUUGUGGGGAAAGGGUGUCAGUUGAACAUGCCCGGGGGACGGUCAGAGGUGGUGGCGGGGGAGGGGGAGGAUAUCGGGGGGACAGUUACUACAGAGACAGCAGCUACAACAGGAGACCAAUGUGGAUCGACAAGUAUGGUCCACCCACGAGAACAGAGUAUCGGGUGACAGUAGAGAACCUCUCCUCACGGGUCAGUUGGCAGGACCUGAAAGACUACAUGAGACAAGCAGGGGAAGUAACUUAUGCAGAUGCCCAUAAGCAACACAAGAAUGAAGGUGUUGUGGAAUUUGCCAGUUACUCGGAUUUGAAGAGGGCCAUGGACAAGCUGGAUGGCACUGAAAUCAAUGGCAGAAAAAUUCGACUGAUUGAGAACAAGUCUAGGAGAAGCAGAAGAGAUUCCAGGAGUCGUUCCAGAUCUCGAAGUCGCAGCAGAUCCAGGCGAACGCGAUCAAGGAGUCGUUCUCGGAGCCGAUCCAGGAGUAGGUCUCGCAAAAGGAGGGGAUCUUCCAGGAGCAGAAGUAAGUCUCACAGCCGCAGUCGAUCCAGGUCAAGGUCAAAGUCCAGGUCCAGAUCAAGGUCAAAGUCCAAAUCCAGGUCACGCUCCAAGUCAAGAUCACCCUCAAGGUCAAGAUCCAGAACCCCCAUAAAGGAAGAAAAUAUGGAAGACAUGAAAGAUGAAGUAAAGGAAGAAAUAAAAGAAGAAGUAAAUGAAGAAAUGAAUGGGGAGGAGGAGAACUGAAGAUUGAGAACAUUGAAGUGUCAGUGUGUCUGAGGAAGCUGUAGAGAUUCGUCUUGUAUCAACUGACUCCAUCAAUCAUGUCUUGUAUCCACUGUACACAGUCCGGAUAGUACCUGUUAUCGCUGUGUUUGUUGUUAUAUCAUGACAUUCUAUGUUUACUGUCUUUAAAAAUGAAGUAAAGAUGUUCUUUUUAUACUGAUUAUAGAUGAAAAUACAUUACAACAUGAUAAAAUAUUUGUUUUAGGAUAAAGUUUGUAAUAAACUUUGAAAUAAUCAA
Messenger RNA from Saccostrea cuccullata (small rock oyster), 1210 nucleotides. RefSeq names its product serine/arginine-rich splicing factor 5-like. NCBI's taxonomy places the organism in Eukaryota, Metazoa, Mollusca, Bivalvia, Ostreida, Ostreidae. Gene Ontology annotation, molecular function: RNA binding. The coding region runs from base 13 to 933 and encodes 306 amino acids. The record is from RefSeq and is a predicted model, not a curated record. The transcript is spliced from 7 exons.